This is a messenger RNA of Hypomesus transpacificus, 1461 nucleotides long. RefSeq names its product NFKB inhibitor interacting Ras-like 2 (gene nkiras2). The transcript is spliced from 4 exons. The record is from RefSeq and is a predicted model, not a curated record. Gene Ontology annotation, biological process: canonical NF-kappaB signal transduction. Lineage: Eukaryota; Metazoa; Chordata; Actinopteri; Osmeriformes; Osmeridae. Gene Ontology annotation, molecular function: GTPase activity; GTP binding. Bases 157 to 735 code for a protein of 192 amino acids.
GGUUACGUCGUUACGUAGACAGUAAACAGGAAGUCCCCAGUUUCCCAGCCGUUUAUUUACUUCUUUUUUUUCCUAAACGACAAUCGCUUGAGCUUUAAACAGGUAGUAAAAUUGCUUUCACUGACACACUCAUCAGGAAAUUGUUCGAGAUUGACCAUGGGCAAAAGUUGUAAAGUGGUAGUGUGCGGUCUUGCCGCUGUUGGCAAAACUGCUGUAUUGGAACAACUGCUGUAUGCCAACCACAUUGCUGGUUCUGAAUCCAUGGAGACGUUGGAAGACAUCUACAUAGGGUCUAUCGAAACUGACCGUGGCACACGAGAGCAGGUGCGCUUCUACGACACCCGGGGACUGCGGGAUGGACUCGAGUUCCCUCGCCACUACUACUCAUUUGCAGACGGUUUUGUGCUUGUCUACAGUAUUGAAAGUAAGGAGUCAUUUAAACGAAUGGAGGCCCUCAAAAAGGACAUUGACCGCCACAGGGACAAGAAAGAGGUGACUAUUGUGGUUCUUGGGAACAAGCUGGAUAUGCAGGACCAGAGGAGGGUAGAAUCAGACAUGGCCCAGAACUGGGCCAAGACGGAGAAAGUUCGUCUAUGGGAGGUGUCAGUAGGAGAUAGACGCAGCCUCAUCGAGCCUUUUGUCUACCUGGCCAGUAAAAUGACCCAGCCGCAAAGCAAGUCCACCUUCCCUUUGAGUCGCAACAAGAACAAGGGGAGUGGGUCUGUGGACAGCUGAGGCACUGUAGGAUGUGGGGUUAGGAGGUCAAAGAGGAACAAUAAAGGAAGCAGUGGUGAGAGGAAAAGAGGAGGAGAUUUUGAUUAACAGUGAAGGAGAAAAAGGAGGGGUGACUGGUAGAUGAGGAACACAGACAGUUGAUGAUCAUAUGUACAAUCACACAUGAUGCACAGAUUACAAAGACUGCAAGAAUGUACACAGACUGAAUCAGAACUGAUCACUGAUCUGUGAUGAAACUUAACACUGAUGGCUAGCCUAAACUCAUAUUGAUUGUUAAAGAAGUUGAGUGCACAGUACAGGGAGGAAGGAGCACAAGGGAUUCAUGUACUGUCAAUUAAUCAGGAGAUUUGUUACACUACUGACAUGCUCUCCCAUCAGAGAAACUGUGGAAGCAUGUUCUGUCAUUUGUGUUAUUUUUAAAUACUUUAUUUUUCAAAAUGUAAAAAAAUACAUUCCUCAGUUUUUGUACCCCACUUGUAUAUGCCAGAAAAUAUAUACCAAGGUUUGUUAUAGCUGAUCAGCUAAAAUAACUCCCUACUUUUCACUAGUUUAAGCUUUGUUAAUACUCACAGAUGACUGAUUUGUUUGUGCAUCUUUAUACCACAUUUCAACUGAAAACCGUAGUCCGAGUCAAUGUGUGCAGUAUUUAUCUUUUAAGUGUGUGAAGACCUGACCUUUGUUUGCUUGUUUUGUAAACAAAUAAAAUAGAUUUUUUUCUGCGCCUUA